Myripristis murdjan (pinecone soldierfish) is the source of this 3315-nucleotide messenger RNA. It is a transcript of the gene ogfr, whose product is annotated as opioid growth factor receptor. The record is from RefSeq and is a predicted model, not a curated record. The coding region runs from base 166 to 1863 and encodes 565 amino acids. The transcript is spliced from 7 exons. Gene Ontology annotation, molecular function: opioid growth factor receptor activity. Gene Ontology annotation, cellular component: membrane. NCBI's taxonomy places the organism in Eukaryota, Metazoa, Chordata, Actinopteri, Holocentriformes, Holocentridae.
GCUGCCUGCCGACGAUGUGAGACUGGAAGGACGGAUAGUUAGGGUCCUCCCCGCCGUAGCCUACUUGAAUAUACAAUACUAUCUCUACUCAUGCCCGAUCUUAGGGCUAAAACAGAUUGCACAUUUCUUUUGCUUUGGUUAGUCAUAUAAUCAUUUUUUUUUUGAAUGAUGGAGGACGACUGCGUGUGUGAAUAUGAUUCGACCUGGGACACAGAGAGUGAUGGAGACGACCCGGCUGGAGAGAGCCAAACCCGUCGCUCAAGUCAAGACAAAAACAAAUCGUCUUGGACUUUAUGGCAUCAUACUCCUAGAAACAUAAGGGCGGCGAAGGAUAUGCAGAACUACAGACGAGGCUACCCAAAUCUUGCAGAUGAUGACUGCUCAGAGGACAAAAUGAAUAACUUGAAGUUCUAUCUCAAUCAGUUCCCCUCUGCCCCUGAUGAUGUCUACAUUGAAUCAUUUCAUAAGGAAUGGAAAACUGAUUACAAGAGGCUGGAGAGAGUUCACUCCUACAUUCAGUGGCUGUUUCCACUGCGAGAACCAGGUGUUAAUUACAUGGCGUCAGAACUCACCAAGAAGGAGAUCGAGGCCUUCAAGAAGAGCGAUGAGGCCAAAAGGAGGCUGGUGGAGUCUUAUGAGCUCAUGUUGGGCUUCUAUGGCAUCCAGUUGGUCAACAGGGAGACAGGUGAAGUGAAACGUGCUGAGAAUUGGAAAGAGCGCUUUGGGAACCUUGAACGGAACAUGCACAACAAUCUGCGCAUCACUCGCAUCCUGAAGAGCCUUGGAGAGCUGGGCUUUGAGCACUAUCAGGCUCCACUUGUGCGCUUCUUUUUGGAAGAAACUCUGGUCAAGAAGAACCUCAGCAGUGUGAAACGCAGCGUGCUUGACUACUUCCUGUUUGCUGUUCUGGACAAGCACAAGCGUCAAGAACUUGUGCGGUUUGCCUACCUUCAUUUUGAGCCAAAGGACAAGUUUGUGUGGUGCCCGAGAAAGAUUCAAAAACAGUUCAAGAAAGCAGAGAAAAGAUCUGAGGCUUUCGGGAAUGGCGAUGGAAGGGACGAAGUUUCUUCACGGGUAAAAGGCAAAGAUGGAGAGGCAUCUGGACCACAGAAAGAGGAUGCAGGUGGAGUGGAUAAUGUCACAGAACUUCAGAAAGGUACUGAUAAUACAGCAAGUGGGGGCAAAGACAAACUGCCUGAGGCUCUGUCUGAGCCAAAACCAGACAGUGGGACUGUUGGGAAUGGAAAUACAGAAGCUGAAUCUGAUGAUGAAUUUUUGGGGAAUGGAAAUGGCUGCCCUGACGACGAUGAUAUCGAUGAAAUGGAUCUGUCUGCCACUCCUGACACUUUGCCUGUGAAAGUUGAGACCAGUGUGGAGGAGGAGCACAAAGAUGCCAGCAAACCUAAGGACACCAUCCAAGAACCAGUCAAUAUUAUGCAAACUGAUGGAGACAUAGACUCAGAGAAACCACCGAAGAAGAAGAGAGAGGACAACAAGGUGCUGCCUGACAACAGUCCUGCUGGGGAGUGUGCCAACGGGCAAACGGAGGACAAAGUUGUUUCCACUAACAAAGUCGCCGGUCUAACAGGUCCGUCAGUGUCGACACCCCUUAAGACCAAGCCUGAAGUUUCCUCUCAGCACUCACCCUCUCUUUCCUUGGGAAGGGAGGAAAAAAUUCCAAGGACUGACUUUAAUCAUACAUCAGAUAAAAAUAAAGAAGGAGAACUGACACAGGCAAAUGUUCCCUCAACGAAUGGCGCACUGACGGGCACUGACAACAGUGCUGAUGAACAGACAAACGGGAAAGACUCUGAGACGAUGGAUGUGGAGUCAAUCUCAGACCAAAACAUGGGGAACUCAUGAAUAUGGUGCUGUAGGAAUUUGGAAACACCAAUAAAAUACACUAUUAGAGCAUAAGUUAAACGUAAUUGAAGGACAUUGUAUGAGUUUAAAGCGUUUCUGGGCCUUAUUUUUUACUCUCUCCUUUCAUGUUUAGAUAUUAAUUCUUUUUACUUUUGAGAAGUAUAUGAAAUCAUAAGCUCACAUGAUGUGGGAUUGGUUGUGACUGUGAUAUUGUCUCUACAUGGCUAAUUCUACAAUAUUAAGGUAGUUAUGACUAAGAUUGUCAGCCAUUAAACAAGACAUAUUUAAUAUUCCUACAGAAUGAAUUAAGCACUGUUACGGUUAAUUUAUGUCAGCGAAGCGCAGUUGUAAAUGAAAUGGUUUCCAAAUUUUUUAAAUACCUUAGUACUUUAACAACAAUACAGGUUUGUUUUGCACUGAAAAAUGGAUAAUCUGAAGAGGUGUUAAUGUGUCAGUUAAAAGAGCAUUUUGAAUUGGUUAGCAUUUUGCUGAAUCCACUGUCAAUGGACUUAAGACUGAAUGUCAUUCUAGUUUUGUUCAAGAAUGUUGCACAAUUUGUAUGUUUUUCGUGCAGAGCUCGGAAGUAGACAUUUGAAUAACUGACAGCAUUGCCAAAAAUAUGAUAGACUGGUUGAUUGUAUGUAUGUCUGCUUGGCAGUAUUGAGAUACAUAGCUUUGGCUGAAAUUUUGAGUCUACUGUAUGUUAAAACUUUUUAAGAUGAGAGCAGUACAUGGAAAUUUACAAGCCAGGGUGACUUAUUGGUCUUGUUAUUUAUUGAUGCGUCUUUUUAUAUUUGCACUUAAUUUUCGGUACUAAUUGUUUAAGUUAUCUUACAUGCUUAUGAUAUUUACAAAACAAAAUGGUAAUAACAUUUCAGUAGUGCUGCAUUAUUUACUCUUAAUCAUGUGUUUCCCAACUAAAUACUUGGCUAUUGACACCGCAGAAUAAAGUUCUACUAUUUUCUGAUGUUCGUAUGUAAUUAGUCUAUGUUUAGCCAAAGCUUAAAUCCCUUCCUAGUUUAUUGAAUUGUGAUUCUCAGGAAAACACUGGUAGAUAUCAGCUUUUGCUUAUUUCUGUGGCUGUUUUCUUUGUUUUCCCACUCCAGCAGCAUAUAGGCGCAGAUAGUCUUGUUUUUUCAGUAAACUAAUUAAAACUCAGUGAGCUGACAGCCCUCUCACAGGCUGGAACAGUGCUCACCAGAGGGGACAAAAAUCAUCUUGAACUUAGGGUUUAUCGUGAUGAAACAGGAAUUGUUCACACCUCAGGAUCAGUGUUUUGAGUGUGAUAUCCUUACUCAGUCCACAUGUGAGAAACACUAAAAAUGGGGACAGUGAACACACAUCUCUGUUUCUCAGGAGUUUAAGCUUGCUGCUUCUCAUUGAGUUGUCCCAAGCAGCCUCUGAGAUCCACCCGUUACCUGUUCGCUUAUUAUAAAUAAAAUGUUAAACAAA